Messenger RNA from Dermatophagoides pteronyssinus (European house dust mite), 1261 nucleotides. RefSeq lists its product as uncharacterized. Gene Ontology annotation, cellular component: nucleus. Lineage: Eukaryota; Metazoa; Arthropoda; Arachnida; Sarcoptiformes; Pyroglyphidae. The record is from RefSeq and is a predicted model, not a curated record. Gene Ontology annotation, molecular function: protein binding.
AUUUUGUUGAAUUUUUUAAGUUACGUUUAAAAAAUUAAAUUUUCUAAUUUUCAAAAUUUGCUCAAACAACGAUGAUCAUAAGUAAUCGUAAUUAUAAAGCUGGUAAUAUUAUCAGUAGUAAUCUACCAUUUGUACAUGUAUUGAAUGAAAAUUCAAAAGGAGAUUAUUGUGAUUAUUGUUUUGUUAAAUUAAUCAAAAAUAGCAAACAACAAAAAUGUGAUCAAUGUAAACAAAUGUUCUAUUGUCAAAUCGAAUGUAAACAAAAAGAUUCGAUUAAACAUGAAUUAGAAUGUCAAAUAUAUCGAAAAUAUUUCCAUAUUAUUCAGCCGGAAUUUUGUCGAUUUUUAUUACGUUUAUAUUUAUAUGCUAAACAUUAUCCGGAUUCAUUAUCCAAUGAACAAUAUAAAUUUGGUCAUCAUAAUAAUACAAAUAAUAAUCGUUGUUUUAAUGAUCUAAUUACACAUCGUCAAGAAAUUGAAAAUGAUCAAAAUCCAAUGGAAAUUUUUCAAACAAUUUGUUCAAAAUUCAAAUCAAUCCAAAUUGAAUUUGAUCGGGAAAAUUUAUUGGAAUUUUUCUGUAAAAUUCGUAUCAAUUGUUUUCCGAUAUUUGAUUGUCCUGUAAACAAAAUUGGUUCCGGUAUUUAUUUGGCUGAAUCCAAAUUGAAUCAUUCAUGUCUGCCGAAUGCUAUUAUUAUAUAUGAUGGUUAUCGAAUUGUAAUCGAAGCACUUGAAUCAAUUAAAUCGGGUGAUGAAAUUUCAAUCAGUUAUUUGGAUUUAAAAUAUCCAAAAAAUAUUCGUCAAAAAGAACUUUUUUGUUAUUAUUAUUUUGUUUGUAAAUGUCAACGUUGUGAAAAAAGUGAUUCAAUUAAUUGUGAUAAACUUUAUCGUUUAUUACAAAAAUUUAAACAAUUAUUUGAUGAAAAUAAUUGGAUCGAAUCAUAUGAAUUAGGUUUGAAAAUAUUUUAUAUGUUAAAACGUAUUUAUCGUAGUGAUCUACAUCCUGAAUUGAUAAUGUUUACAACAAUGAUGUUAAAAAUUCGUGUAGAAUUAUUAUCAUCAAAAACAAAUGAUGAACAUAUUAAUCAAAUUUUGGAACGAAAUAUUGAAACCAAUCAAUUAAUGUAUUCGAUUGCUGCUUAUUUUCAUCAUCAUUCAUCCGAUUUAAUGAAAAAACAUUUAAAACCAAUUCGUAGUGAUAUAUUUUAUUUUGCAACAUCAUAUUGAUCAUCAACAUUAACAUUCAACAUUCAUCAACAACAAUG